AUGAACAGCACACCUGUGCCUGAUGCUCUUUCGCCGCGUUCUCUCAAUGCGUGCACAGUGGCAGAGCCUUUCCGGCCGACCGCCUCGGCUUCGCUCGGCAUCAAUAUGACCCAAUCUGGCGUGCCAGUACCCAACCCGCCCACAGAAUCGAUGCCUCCACCUGCUAUCGAACCCCUCGAUGCUCGCACGCGUCCGCAGCACUCGCGCACCCCCUCCGACGAACAUGACAGCCUCAAGUAUCAUCUCUUGGGCCCGUCGCUUACCAAAGCCGGCCAGGACAGCGUAGACCAGCAAAAGGUGUCCGAGGUCAUAUACAAUGCCUCCAAGGGCAGCAAGUUCUUCAACAAUGAAGAGGUCAGGGACCGCGUGUUGACGGAGAAGAUCAACAGGAUACUGGCAAAGAAGCGCCAGCUAGAUAAGGUGAACCUGACUUUAGAACUGCGACGCGCCGACGACUACCUUGCAGAGCUGGAAUUAGGCAGGGACCUCAGCCAGGUCGUAAUCCACAUCGACUGCGAUGCUUUCUAUGCUGCAGUGGAAGAGCUCGAUCGACCGGAGCUGCGAGAUGUUCCCAUGGCUGUUGGCAAAGGUGUCCUCACUACCUGUAAUUACCAUGCACGCAAGUUUGGCUGCCGGUCCGGCAUGGCUGGCUUCGUGGCCAUGAAGCUGUGUCCUCAGCUCAUAUGCGUGCCCAUGAACUUCGCCAAGUACACGGCCAAGGCGGAAGAGGUGCGCGCAGUUCUCGCCCAAUAUGAUCCGCGCUUCGAAAGUGCAAGUUGCGACGAAGCAUAUCUGAACAUUACCCAAUACUGUGAAGAACACCACAUGGAGCCAGAAGAUGUCGUUAGCCAAUUACGAGCCGAAGUGCACGAGAAGACGAACAUCACCGUAUCAGCGGGCAUUGCCGCAAACGCGAAACUAGCCAAGAUAUGUAGCAACAAGAACAAACCAAACGGGCAGUUCAAUCUUGUCAGAGAUAGGCAAACCAUUAUGGAAUUUAUGAAGAUACUACCUACUCGCAAGGUCAACGGCAUCGGGCGAGUGUUUGAGCGGGAGCUCGAUGCAAUCGGCGUCAAGACGUGUGGAGAUAUCUACGCUCAGAGGGCCUACCUUUCUUCUCUGUUUGGCCAGAAAGCCUUCCAGUUCUUGAUGCAGUGCUACCUGGGGCUCGGUCGAACUCAGAUACAGCCGGCCGAGGACUAUGAGCGGAAAAGCGUUGGCACCGAGACUACAUUCAGAGAGCUUAGUUCUCCGGACAGCCUACGACAAAAGCUGAGGGAUAUUGCAGAAGAGUUAGAAGGUGACAUGAAACGCACAGAGUUCAAGGGACGUACGCUAUGCAUCAAGAUUAAGCUGCAUACAUACGAAGUCUACACGCGGCAAAUGACGCCUCCGUUUGCGAUCCACCGUGCAGAUGAUCUAUACAAGUACGGUCUACCGAUGCUGGAGAAACUCAUGAAAGAGAUGCCGAACUUCAAACUUCGUCUGAUGGGACUGCGAUGUACCCAUCUCGUCAGCACAAAGAAGCCCGGCAUCGACUUCUUCGGCCGCCAACGAGCCCAGGCCACUUCAAAGCCAGUUGCGCAGAGUGACACUAAGGCUAAGGACGGUGAAUGGGAAACAUGGCCUGAAGAGGAGUUUGAAGAGGCCGCUCGACAGGAACGGGACGAUGAGAUGAACGAGCUGGAAAAGCUGUCACAAGAAUACAAUGAACAGGAAAAAUCAACAGAUAAGACGCCAAGGGAACCCAAAGCAGCAGAAGAGGAACCGUGGACAUGUCCCAUCUGCACACUUCCACAGCCCCCAGACGAUGCGACGUUCAACGCCCAUAUCGAUUACUGUCUCUCCCGGCAGACAAUCAAGGAGGCCGUCAAGGCAACGGCACCUACGCCCGCCGCGUCAAAACCGCAGCUGAUUUCUUCUAAGCACUCGCUAGUCAAGGCGAAAGGUAAGCGGGGCCGUCCGAAAAGCGAACACGGUGGUUUGGAUGAGAAGACGCGGGAGAAGCGUAGAGCUUUCUUCACGAUGCCGGCGGGAUCGACGUCGUGA
This is a messenger RNA of Didymosphaeria variabile, 2049 nucleotides long. RefSeq lists its product as uncharacterized. The transcript has a single exon. Gene Ontology annotation, cellular component: nucleus. Gene Ontology annotation, molecular function: DNA-directed DNA polymerase activity; damaged DNA binding. The record is from RefSeq and is a predicted model, not a curated record. Gene Ontology annotation, biological process: error-prone translesion synthesis. Lineage: Eukaryota; Fungi; Ascomycota; Dothideomycetes; Pleosporales; Didymosphaeriaceae. Bases 1 to 2049 code for a protein of 682 amino acids.